Messenger RNA from Nicotiana tabacum (common tobacco), 1561 nucleotides. RefSeq names its product UDP-glucuronic acid decarboxylase 4-like. Gene Ontology annotation, molecular function: UDP-glucuronate decarboxylase activity; NAD+ binding. NCBI's taxonomy places the organism in Eukaryota, Viridiplantae, Streptophyta, Magnoliopsida, Solanales, Solanaceae. Gene Ontology annotation, biological process: D-xylose metabolic process. The record is from RefSeq and is a predicted model, not a curated record. Gene Ontology annotation, cellular component: cytoplasm.
UACUCUCUUCACUCAUUUGAGUAUCUCUCACACAAAGUAAACUUCAGCACAUAGCCACAUAGCUACAUUAUAUUAUCAUUAUUCUUUUUUACAACGUAACCCAUAUUUCGGAUCUUUUGAUCUUUCUUCUUAGAUCUCCAAAAGAUAUUAAAAAUUUUGGCCACUAUGGAAACUGAACGUAAGAAGGACAUGCUGAGUAAGAAAGGGUUGUUUUUGAAAUACCCAAUGAAUUACGUGUUUGAAGAGCAGCGAAUGGUUUGUUUACUAAUCGGAAUCGCCAUUUCAACUGCGGCUUUCGCUGUAGUUAAUUCUGUUUCUUCUCAGUCGUUGUUGGCCGGGUACAAGAUCGGUAGUGAUUCGAUUUCGGACGUUUCGGUUGUGUCAACUUCUUUGAUUCCUCGUAGAAUAACGUACGAGUUGGUAGAUGAAGCUAACCGCAACAUUAAUGCAGGUGGAAAGGUGCCACUAGGAUUGAAGAAAAAGAAGUUGAGAGUAUUAGUAACAGGUGGAGCUGGUUUUGUUGGGAGCCAUUUGGUGGAUAGGUUGAUAGAGAGAGGGGAUAGUGUGAUUGUGGUUGAUAAUUUCUUCACUGGUCGGAAAGAGAAUUUGUUGCACCAUUUUAGAAACCCUAAAUUCGAGAUGGCUAGACAUGAUGUGGUGGAGCCAAUUUUACUUGAAGUUGAUCAGGUUUAUCAUUUGGCUUGCCCUGCCUCUCCUGUUCAUUACAAAUUUAAUCCUGUCAAGACCAUCAAAACAAAUGUGAUGGGAACAUUGAACAUGUUGGGGCUGGCAAAAAGAGUUGGAGCUCGAUUUCUGCUGACUAGCACCAGCGAAGUGUAUGGUGAUCCUUUGCAGCAUCCUCAAGUCGAAACUUAUUGGGGCAAUGUUAAUCCCAUUGGUGUCCGAAGUUGUUAUGAUGAAGGAAAGCGAACAGCUGAGACUUUGGCCAUGGAUUACCAUAGAGGACUUAACGUUGAGGUUAGAAUUGCUAGGAUAUUCAACACAUAUGGACCACGUAUGUGCAUAGAUGAUGGUCGGGUUGUGAGCAAUUUUGUGGCCCAGGCCUUGAGAAAGCAGCCAUUAACUGUUUAUGGAGAUGGGAAGCAAACUCGGAGUUUCCAGUAUGUUUCUGAUUUGGUAGAAGGAUUGAUGAGGUUGAUGGAAGGGGAUCAUGUUGGUCCUUUCAAUCUUGGGAACCCUGGUGAAUUUACCAUGCUUGAACUAGCUAAGGUGGUGCAAAAAACAAUAUAUCCAAAUGCAAAGAUAGAAUUUAGGGCAAACACAGAAGAUGAUCCUCACAAGAGGAAGCCUGACAUUUCAAAAGCAAAGCAACUUUUAGGAUGGGAGCCAACAGUUUCCCUUCGCCAAGGAUUACCUCGCAUGGUUGAUGACUUUCGACAACGUAUAUUUGGCAAUGAAAAGCUCAAUUCUGGCAUAUAAAAUAGUAUUAUUGUUAUAGAGUUUCUUUCGUUGUACCAUGAUUAAUUUGGUUUUGGAUGAAAAGAAAGAUGACACGUUGAUAAUGAAUUCUUGAAGAUGAAUACUACAAUUACAUACUGUA